AUGGGCUUCUCCACCAAUGGUGUCUACAAAAUUAAUUAUGAUGGUGCAGUUUUUUCCGAAGUUAACAAAUCUGGAAUAGGUGUGGUGAUCCGUGACAGUUCUGGACAAGUAAUUGCAGCUUUAGUUCAGCAGCUGAGUCAAGCUUAUCAAGCAGUUAAGGUUGUAGCUAUGGCGGCUUCUAAAGCUCUGGAGUUUGGCAACGAGAUUGGUAUUGAUAAAGAGAUUGUGGAGAGGGACUCAGAUACAGUUGUGAAGGCUUUGGGGAAUUUGGAUAAAGGGCUGUCUUCCUAUGGCCUUUUGAUCAAUGAUGAGGGUUUGUUUUCAGUACCGUCUUACUCUCAUACCAGGAGAGAUGGCAAUAGACAUGCUCAUAGUUUAGCUAGGCUAGUUAUAACCAUGUCAGUGUGUACUGUGUGGAUGAAGGAUGUUCCACCCUACACCUUAUAUUUUAUUCAAGCUGAUUUAGUUGACCUUUCAUAA
Quercus lobata is the source of this 480-nucleotide messenger RNA. RefSeq lists its product as uncharacterized. Gene Ontology annotation, molecular function: nucleic acid binding; RNA-DNA hybrid ribonuclease activity. Bases 1 to 480 code for a protein of 159 amino acids. The transcript has a single exon. NCBI's taxonomy places the organism in Eukaryota, Viridiplantae, Streptophyta, Magnoliopsida, Fagales, Fagaceae. The record is from RefSeq and is a predicted model, not a curated record.